Molecule: messenger RNA, 1312 nt
Organism: Lucilia cuprina (Australian sheep blowfly)
Lineage: Eukaryota; Metazoa; Arthropoda; Insecta; Diptera; Calliphoridae
Product: homeobox protein 10-like
Exons: 1
Source: RefSeq, a predicted model, not a curated record
CCAGUUACCACAGCUAGCAGUAAUAACAAUAACAACAACAAUAAUAAUAAUAUAACCACAACCGACAAUAACAAUUUAAAUACAAAUACAACAAUUGCAAAUGUCACCACAACAACAACAACCACGACGACACCAAAACCACUACAACCCGCCGGUUAUCAACCAUUUAUAAAAAAACAUAGAGCACCAGCUCCACCGCCACCACAAGCAGGUGUAGCUGCUGCCACGGUCUCGGUAAUACGUCAAUCUAGUUUCCUUUAUGGAGCCGCUGGUAUAGGUCACCAACAUACACAAUAAUUAUUUAAUAACCAAUAAAAACAAUUGUUAAAAGAGAAACAAACAAAAAAUGGAAAUUUAACUAUAAAUCAUAGAUGAAUAUUUAAUUAUUAGCAUUGCAAAAUAUCCUUUAAAUGUUGUGUUGUAAUUUUUGUAUUAUCAUGUAAAGUAAGAAACACUUUUUUCAAAAUAAUUGUUAAAUUAAAAAAAAAAAAGACUUUAAUCCUUGUCUCUAUUAACGUAUGUAUAAAUACAAGUAUAGUAAAAAUGAUUUAAACAUCAAUGCCUUUAUUAACAUAUAGUUGUGUAUUUUAUAAAUAUAUUUAAUAAAUAAAUACUUAUAAUCGUAAUAACUAAUAUUAACUAAUAAUAAUUAAUAUUUUUUUGAUUUCUUACCUUGAAAUUUGAACACAAAAUUUUUUUAACAAAAUUAUUAUUUCACUGAACUGUUAACUUAACUGUUUUAUUUUUUUAUGAUAAUGAAGAAUAAAAUGGGGAAAUAAUUAGAGUGGCCAUAUUUAUGUUUCUGUUUUAACACAGAGUUGCCGUUACGGAUUUAAAGUAACUUUGCAAAAACGGACAAAAUAAUCUCAUGUUGAUAUUUUGCAGACUAAAUUUAAAUUAUCAAUAAUUUUUCACGGAAAUUUAAAUUUAUCGAUAAAUUUAUAGCAAUCAAUUCAUUUUUUUUUAAACUUGUAAUAAUUUGUAAAAUUAAACUAGUAAUAAUAACAUAAAUUUCUAUAAAAAAUUAUAGUAGUCGAUAAAUUUUGUAUAGAAAAUUUCAAUAAUCAAUAAAUUUUUUAUAGAAAAUUGUAGUAAUCUAUAAAUUGUUCAUAGAAAACUACAGUAAUCGAAAAAAUUGCAAAGAAGAUUAUAGUAAACGAUAUAUAUUCUAUAGAAAAUUGUAGUUAUCGUUAAAUUUUUUAUAGAAAAUUAUUAUAUUAUAAAUAUUCUAUAGAAAAUUGUACUUAUCGAUAAUUUUUUUUAUAGAAAAUUAUGGUUAUCGAUAAAUGUUCUUUGGAAAAUUAUAGUUAUC